GUCUUACCUGUCCAAAUGCCCCCUCCCCCCCUCUGUGUUUCUUCCCCAGAUGAAGAACUCCCGGCGGCCUCCCCUCCCACCUACGGGACCCCCACAGCCAGAAGCCCCGGCUCCUUGGCUGGAGGUCCGCUGCCGUCCGUCCUGACCCAGAAGGGACGUCCCGUCCCCCAGGGGGGGGAGGUCCUCCCCUCCGUUCUGCCCCAGCACCUGCUCCCUCUCCUGGGGCGGGGGCUCAGUGUCGCCACUCCCCCCGGAGGUCGUUCUCCGGAGCGCCGGGGCGAGGGUUUGCCGGGGGUGGGGGGCACCGCGGUGCCGGGCGGAGGCGACGCUCCAACCGAGCCCCCACCCGCGCAGACGCACCCCCAGCCUGACCAGGAGGACGCGGACGACAUUGAGGAGACGGAGGACACGGAGACUCCGUCCUCAGAUUUGUCCAGCUGCAUGGUGAACUUCUCGGACCCGGAGGGCUACAUAGACUCGUCCGAUGCCCCCCCGCUGCCCGACGGCGCCGUGGUGCACUGCACCUACACCGUGACGGUGUACACCGGCUACGGGGUGGAGCUGCAGGUGAAGAGCGUGAACCUCUCGGACGGCGAGCAGCUGUCCAUCCGGAGCGCCGACCAGCGCGGCGCCCUGCUGGUCCUGGCCAAUCACACGCUGCUGGUGGAGGGUCAGGUGAUCCGCAGCCCCACCAACACCCUGUCCGUCUACUACCGCUCGGCGCCGGAGGCCAGCACGGGCGUCUUCCAGCUGCACUACCAGAUCUUCAGGCUGAGCUGUUCUCUUCCGAAGAGGCCUCACUUCGGGGAGGUGUCGGUGCUGGACCUGCUGCCUGGAGGCACCGCCCGCUUCCACUGCCACAUGGGCUACCACCUGCAGGGCGAGCCGCGGCUCACCUGCCUCAACGCCUCGCUGCCGGUGUGGAGCGGCAAGGUGCCGGCCUGCAGAGCUCUUUGUGGAGGCACAGUGAAGAACGCCACAGUGGGGAGAGUUCUGUCACCUUCGCCCCCCCACGGGCCCAACGCCACCCAGGACCGCUCCUGCUCCUGGUCCCUGGAGGCCCCCAAGGACCAGAGGCUGCACCUGCACCUGGAGAGGCUGGCCCUGGGGCUCAGCGAGAGGCUGGUGCUGUGGAGCGGGCUGGACGCCGGCUCCGUGGUGCUGUUCGACUCGGGUCGGGGGGGCCACAUCCCGUUCGAGGGGGUGAUCAGCGAAGGCCCGGCGGUGAGGAUCCAGUUCAUCUCCGACCGGCCCGACCACAACACGGGCUUCAACAUCCGCUACGAAGCCUUCGAGCGAGGCCACUGCUACGAGCCGUACCUCCAGAACGGGAACUUCACCACCUCCGACCCGCUGUACGGCGUCGGGGCCGUGAUCCAGUUCUCCUGUGACCCGGGUCACGCGCUGGAGCAGGGCCCCCCCGUCAUCGAGUGCGUCAGCGCCAGAGAUCCGUACUGGAACGACACGGAGCCGCUGUGCAAAGCACAGUGCGGCGGCGACCUCGGCGGUCCCGGGGGUGUGAUUCUGUCUCCCAACUGGCCCGAGUGGUACGGGGAGGGGGAGGACUGCAGCUGGACCAUUCACGUGGGGGAGGACAAGCGGGUGCUGCUGGACGUCCAGCUGCUGAACAUCAGCGACAGCGACAUGUUGACCGUCACCGACGGCGACGAGGUCACCGCCCGCAUCCUGGGCCGCUACGUGGGCGGGGCCGGCCCCUUCAAGCUCUCCUCCACCACCCCCGACCUCACCGUCACCUUCCACUCCGACCCGGCCGGACUCGUCUUUGGGAAGGGGGAGGGCUUCAUCAUCAACUACCUGGAGGUCUCCCGGAACGACUCUUGUCCGGACCUGCCGGAGAUCCAGAACGGCUGGAAGACCACGUCCCACAUCGCCCUGGUGCGCGGCGCUCAGAUCACCUACCAGUGCGACCCCGGAUACGACCUGGUGGGCCGGGAGACCCUCACCUGUGAGCUGGAGCUCUCCUGGAGCUCCCAGCCGCCCUUCUGCGAGAAGAUCAUGUACUGCUCUGAUCCGGGCCACGUGGAGCACUCCACCAGGUCCCUGUCCGACCCCAAGCUGCUGGUGGGCACCACCAUCCAGUACAGCUGCAACCCCGGCUUCGUCCUGCAGGGCGGCGCCACCGUCACCUGCUACGGCCGCGAGCCCGGGACCCCCGUGUGGACGUCCCGCCUCCCCCACUGUGCACGUGAGUGCACGUUUGCCGACAGCCUGGAGUCUGUGCUGGUUCUCCCUUCCG
Messenger RNA from Gasterosteus aculeatus aculeatus (three-spined stickleback), 2257 nucleotides. NCBI's taxonomy places the organism in Eukaryota, Metazoa, Chordata, Actinopteri, Perciformes, Gasterosteidae. The record is from RefSeq and is a predicted model, not a curated record.